Molecule: messenger RNA, 4457 nt
Organism: Grus americana (Whooping crane)
Lineage: Eukaryota; Metazoa; Chordata; Aves; Gruiformes; Gruidae
Gene: SIM2
Product: SIM bHLH transcription factor 2
Exons: 12
Coding region: 137-2440 (767 amino acids)
Biological process (GO): regulation of transcription by RNA polymerase II
Molecular function (GO): RNA polymerase II transcription regulatory region sequence-specific DNA binding; DNA-binding transcription factor activity, RNA polymerase II-specific; protein dimerization activity
Source: RefSeq, a predicted model, not a curated record
UUUUUAUUAUUAUUUUUGGACGGGGAAGGAUUGAGUAGAAGAAAUCGUUCAGUGAAGGGAACCCAGUGAUUUGCUCCCCGUUGAGGAGAAGAUCCGAUUCCAGCUGCAGGCAGAGGAUCGUGGUUCGUUAGUCGCGAUGAAGGAAAAAUCCAAGAACGCGGCAAAGACUAGACGGGAAAAAGAAAAUGGAGAAUUCUACGAACUGGCCAAACUCCUGCCCCUGCCCUCGGCCAUCACCUCCCAGCUGGACAAGGCGUCCAUCAUCCGCCUCACCACCAGCUACCUGAAAAUGCGAGCCGUCUUCCCCGAAGGUCUGGGCGACGCCUGGGGACAGCCGAGCAGGAUAGGGCCCUUGGAUAACGUGGCCAAGGAGCUCGGAUCUCAUUUGCUUCAGACUUUGGAUGGCUUUGUUUUCGUGGUAGCAUCAGAUGGCAAAAUAAUGUACAUCUCAGAAACAGCAUCUGUACAUCUUGGCUUAUCUCAGGUGGAGCUUACUGGUAAUAGCAUUUAUGAGUACAUACAUCCUUCCGAUCAUGAUGAGAUGACAGCUGUUCUUACUGCUCACCAACCUCUUCAUCCUCACCUCUUACAAGAAUAUGAAAUUGAGAGAUCAUUUUUCCUGAGAAUGAAGUGUGUCCUAGCCAAGAGGAAUGCAGGAUUGACAUGCAGUGGCUACAAGGUGAUCCAUUGCAGUGGCUAUUUGAAGAUACGGCAGUAUACGCUAGAUAUGUCUUUGUAUGAUUCCUGUUACCAAAUCGUUGGACUGGUGGCUGUAGGUCAAUCUUUACCUCCCAGUGCAAUCACUGAGAUCAAACUUCACAGUAAUAUGUUUAUGUUCAGAGCAAGUUUGGACUUAAAAUUAAUAUUCCUAGAUUCCAGGGUGACUGAAUUAACUGGGUAUGAACCCCAAGAUCUGAUAGAAAAAACCCUCUACCACCAUGUUCAUGGAUGUGAUGUGUUCCAUUUACGAUAUGCUCAUCAUCUGCUGUUGGUGAAAGGCCAAGUCACAACCAAGUACUAUCGACUACUGUCCAAGCAUGGAGGCUGGGUUUGGGUACAGAGCUACGCUACGAUUGUGCAUAACAGCCGUUCAUCACGGCCUCACUGCAUAGUGAGUGUCAAUUAUGUCCUUACAGAUAUUGAGUAUAAGGAACUUCAGUUGUCACUGGACCAGGUUACGAUUUCUAAGUCACAGUUUUCAUGCAGAAACUCAGUAUCUACCUCGCAGGAAACAAGGAAAAUAGUAAAACCCAAAAGUAAUAAAAUGAAGGCAAAACUCAGAACAACGCCUUACCCACAACAGCAAUACAGCUCAUUCCAAACAGACAAACUGGAAUGCAGCCAGGUGGGAAACUGGCGAUCCAGCCCUGCAGUGAAUGCUGCCACCAUUCAAGAACAAAACUUCCAUUCAGAAAACAGUGAACUUUUAUAUGCCCCGUCAUAUAGCUUGCCUUUCUCUUACCAUUAUGGACACUUCCCUGUAGAUUCUCAUGUCUUCAGUAGCAAAAAGCAAAUGCUGCCUUCAAAGUUUGGGCAGUCUCAAGGAGCACCUUGUGAAGUGGCUCGAUUUUUCUUGAGUACACUGCAGACAAAUGGAGAAUGCCAGUGGCAUUAUGCCAACUCCUUGGUACCCAACAGCCAGUCACCAUCCAAAAAUCUUCCUGAUCAGCCAGUGAACAUCAUCCGACAUAAUCUUGCACAGAGUUAUGAAGUGCCCAUAUCAAACAGAAGAUACAGCCAAGAUGCUCUGUCUGACAACUUUACCAGCUGCACAGCACCCAUGCCAGGCAGCAGAUACAAAGAAGAGAUUUAUGAUUCCGGCAUCAUGAAACCCAACAAGAUAGAAAACAGGAUUCAGCCACCUCACCACCUCAUUAAAGAAGAAAACAAGCUAGCUUUUAACAGAGACCUACAAGAGAAAAUGAGCAUUAAUGAAAGUUCUUUUUCAAACUCAAUAGCUAACUCCUUGCUGCCAAAAUCAGAAUGUUUCCAGACUAAAGCUAUAGGACAAUUAAGUCAUCUCCUGCCAAUGCCCUCAGUAUAUGAGCAAACAAGAAGGAUUUGUAUGAAAGAACCCAAAUAUGGGCAUAUUAGUCACCAUGCUACAAAUCUAGAUGAACCGGACAGCGAUGAGAGAAUGACUGUAAAGCUUGAUCAUGACUCUGAAAGCGAACGUGUGAUGGAUGUGAGACCCUCUGGACAAGUUCCAUUUGUGCUUCUAAAUUAUCACCAUGUUUUAGCCAAACACGGUACAUUUCAAACUUCAUCAUGUACAGCGACAGGACAUGUAGGAGAAAAUUAUGCAUACAAUUCCGAGGAAGUAAAUACAUUUAUUUACAAAAACCAAAGCCCCUCAUCAGCUUCUUCUCCAGAAACCCACAAGGAAUCUGCACUUCCCCAUUAUAUUGGAACUUCUGUAAUAAUAGCCAAUGGAAGGUGACGGUAAUAGAGGAGUAUUUACAUUUAAUUAAGAAGCCAAACUGUAAUGAUUUGCAAAAAGCAUGAGAAAACAUGGUUACAUUUAGUGAGCAUAGCUGAAGGUCAAUGAGGGGCAGACUCGUGUGUUCCUGGCAAGCCACGUGUAACAGUACCUUCAAGGUCAGGAAAAAACCCUACAUCUAGCUUCAGUGCUUCGUUGUCACAGAUUAAGCUCUGGUGCCAGUGAGAAGACAUGUUACAGAUCUUAUUUUUGUUAUUUUAUAGUGUGCAACAAAAUUAAAUGAUAGGUGUUAUAUGCAGAGAUUUAUAUGAAGAACAUUUUUUUUUUCCUUAAUCCCUCAUCCUCAAAAUACAUUCAAGAUUUUUUUAUCAUUAUCACGAACUAUACACUCUAGUUUAGCUAUUUUUGACAAGCUGUGUGAAACCUUACAUCAACUCUCCACCCACAUGUUAAACAUCUCGACAAAUGAACUUUGUUUAAAAAGAGUGGUGAUUUUUUAGUAUCCAUAAUAUGGCUGUGCUAACCAAACAGAACUCAGUUUGGAAAAAGCUUAUUUAUUAAUUAUCCAAAAGUUUUCAAACUAAAUAAAUCAAACCUAAAUUUGAUUUAUUUAACAUAGAUUUCAGUGUUCUGAGGUUGUUACCACCACCAUCUAUCUUGACAAGGAACUAUAUGACAAAUUAAUACAUACAAAUAUACGUAUUAAAGGGUUACAGGUCUUGUCAUGGCAAAUUGGGACAAAUCACAUAGCAGAAACUAAAGACUAUUCCCCAUGAAAAUGUUGUAGAAAAAGAAAUUGGUAAGAAGAGGUGUGUUUCACUGAGUGUUCCAGGAGAAGGCUGUGCAGAUUUUCAAACCACCUAGUCAAAAAUACAUCUUAAUAAUAGCACCAGAAAUCUUUUCUUUAUAGUCAAGGGAAUAAUGAACAUUUAUGCUUUAUUUUAAACUUGCCAGUAGCCUUCUGAAGUUUGAAAGGUUCAGCUUUUAACACGCUGAACUUCCUUAAGCAUAAAUCUCACUGUCAACACAAAGGAAAGAUUAAUAUUUGACUGAUUCCUGCACUUCAGAAAUAACGUCAGUGGACAAUCCGAACACGGAAAGUCGAAAGUCACUGCGCAACCACAAAAGCCAAAGUUGCACUUGAAGUAAAGCAGAGUUUGAGGACAUCGGGGUUUGGAAGGGAACGCUUUGCACACAAUCUCGAUUUGUGCUAACAAACUGUAGCAAGCAAAAAGCAUACAGCACACAUUUACAUUCUGUCCAGCCUGUUAGGAAUAGAUUUCCUCCUCUUUUUUUUUACUUCUUCGUAAAGUUUACAGAUGAGGAGACAUAUGGAUCUGUGUGGGUUUAAUUGACAACCAUGAGUCUACUUUGGUUUUCAACCACUUCCCCAAACAUUGUGUGCUAUCGAUAGAACGACGAAAAACAGCUGUAAAUACCAACAAUAAAGGUUGUUGUAGAGCUGAGUCAGCUGUACUUAGCCCUCUCUUAGCCCAAUUCAAGGGUACUUUUUACAUUUUUAAAACUUCCUCUCUCUUAUCAGAAUCUCUCUAGAGAGCCCUUCGCUAAAGCAAAUGCUUACCUGGCUUGUGCAAGAUGGAAAAAUACUUGCUCAUGGGUUGCACCUUCUCAGAUAAAAACGUAACGAAAUACACACUUCUAAAAAUUACACGUUCUCCAUCUUUUAUAUGCAGCAAUACUAGUCAGUCAUCUCCUUGUAUGUAUGAAUAUUUAUUGCUAUGAGUACACAAAACCACUUUGAAAACAUAUGUUUGAAAACAAUUUUCAGCAUUUUUAUUGCUUCCCAUUAAAAGGCUAACAGAAGGCUUUAUUACGAAGUUAAACUGUUGUUCACUUGGAAGUUCAGUUGUCUGACUUAUUCAUUUGCUAAAAAAGCAUGAAAAAUAUCUUUCGUGAUAAAUACAACAAAAAAUAUCUCAUCGGUCAGUCCCAGCAUACCGACUUAAAAAAAGGAAAGCAGAGCCAAACCAGCAUAUUCACCCACCCAGUGUACCUG